Messenger RNA from Phragmites australis (common reed), 1875 nucleotides. Its product is annotated as non-structural maintenance of chromosomes element 4 homolog B-like. The record is from RefSeq and is a predicted model, not a curated record. NCBI's taxonomy places the organism in Eukaryota, Viridiplantae, Streptophyta, Magnoliopsida, Poales, Poaceae. Gene Ontology annotation, biological process: DNA repair. Gene Ontology annotation, cellular component: nucleus; Smc5-Smc6 complex. The coding region runs from base 89 to 1585 and encodes 498 amino acids. The transcript has 7 exons.
UUCUCCAACUCGCACCCCACGCACAGCGCCCUCCUCUCUGUUUGAAGCCUAGGGCUUCGGGAUUCGAGGGGUUGGGGCAACGCUCGCAAUGGCGGAUGAGGCGGGCGCGCAGGGCCGCGGGGAGGAGCCGGUGACGCCGCCGCCAGCGGAGGGGACCCAGGCGGUGGACGAUCGGCGGCUGCUGCGGUCGCAGUACCUCGCCGUGAAGAGCCUCAUCAGCGAUGAGAGGGAUGAGAUGGCGAGCGCGGAUUCCGUCAAGUUCCGCUCCAUCAUCAGCAAGGUGGAGAGCCUGCACCAGCUUGUUCAGAGGCCCAGGGAGCAAAUAGCUGAUGCAGAAGCCCUGCUGGACCUUGCCGCCAGUUUGGUAACAUCAGUAAGGUCCCAGUCAGUUCUGGGAAUCACGCCUUCUGAUUUUGUUGCUGGGCUGCUGAAGAAGUUUGGAAAGCGAUGGGGAGCCAAUGAUGAGGUUGCCUCGUUGAACUGGGUUGAUGUUGGGAUUGCCACCUCCCAUGUCUUCAUGGCUGCGCCUGGAUGUGGAACCAUGGUUGGCCCCAUGUCUACAGAAGUAAAGCCGCGAAGGGUUCGUGUUCCUAGAAAGAGGACUGCAAGGCCACAUGGACGUGCUUGCCCCGAACAGCUUGCUGAUCCCUCGGAAAGAGCAAAGAGUGAUACAGACAAGAAUAUGGCUGCUAUAUUUGAUCUUCUGAGGAGGAAGAAAAAUGCAAGGUUGGAACACCUUGUUUUAAACAGGGGAUCCUUUGCCCAAACGGUGGAGAAUAUCUUUGCCUUGUCAUUCCUAGUGAAAGAUGGAAGAGUGGAAAUCAAUUUGAAUGAUGAGGGACAUCAUAUUGUCUACCCAAGGAAUGCACCUGCUGCUAGUGCCAUUGCCUCAGGAAAAGUGUCUUAUAACCACUUCGUCUUCAGAUUUGAUUUCAAAGACUGGAAGCUCAUGAAAGGGAUUGUGGCGGAGGGUGAAGAGCUGAUGUCGCACAGGUCUUGUCAGGGCGCACCUGGCACAGGAGUAAACAAUUAUCCUGCUCCUGAAGAGCAAAUGCGGCACAAGUCUUCUCAGGGCGCACCUGGCGCAGGAGGAACCAAUCAUCCUGUGCCUGAAGAACUUAUGCCGCACAGGUCUUCUGAGAGCACACCCGGCACAGGAGGAAACAACCACCAUGAGCCUGAAGAGCUUAUGCCGCACAGGUCUUCUCAGCCCUCGCCCGGUACAGGAGGAAACAAUCAUCCUGAGCCUGAAGAGCUUAUGCCGCACUGGUCUUCUCAGCCCGCACCUGACACAGGAGGAAACAAUCAUCCUGAGCCCGAGGUGUCACCGUCCGCACAAGGCACACCGAUGCGGAAACUCUGCAGGAACCGGGGCCUGGUCUUGCAAGACGAGACGGUAGCCACGGGCACGCAGGAAGUCAUGGAAGACAAGAAGAUGGUAGCCACGGGCGAGCAGGAAGUCAUGGAAGACAAGAAGAUGGUAGCCACGGGCGCGCAGGAAGUGAUGGGGGACAAGAAGAUGGUCAUGGACAGGCUAGAGAUCAACCUGACGUACAAGCGCAGACGCCUCUUCCCGGAUCACUGAUAGCCUGAUUGGCUGAUCGUGGUCGUCGGUGUACAUGCGUAGGUAGGGAUGCCACCCUGCUUAGCUUAGCUUAGCUUAGUCUUUUGGUAAACAGCAGCUUAAGUCGGUGGCGUGGCACAGGACAUGUCAGCUUUUGCAAUGGUUGGGCGUCACAUUAUUUGGAGGAUAGGUAAGGUUUCUGGUGUACUUAGGGCGAGGUGGCCUACUCUAGAUGUAUAAUUUGGAUGUUUCGGUAGACUUGAAAAGCUGAUGCUUAGUUUGAUGGGGGUUAAAGAAGUUUACUAGUCUUU